Messenger RNA from Sorex araneus (European shrew), 1163 nucleotides. It is a transcript of the gene NCF4, whose product is annotated as neutrophil cytosolic factor 4. The transcript has 10 exons. Gene Ontology annotation, molecular function: protein binding; phosphatidylinositol binding; superoxide-generating NADPH oxidase activator activity. Gene Ontology annotation, cellular component: NADPH oxidase complex. Lineage: Eukaryota; Metazoa; Chordata; Mammalia; Eulipotyphla; Soricidae. The record is from RefSeq and is a predicted model, not a curated record. The coding region runs from base 89 to 1108 and encodes 339 amino acids. Gene Ontology annotation, biological process: phagocytosis; superoxide anion generation; respiratory burst.
GUGGCCACCGCAGCCGCAGCGGGCGGGAGGCGCGGGCGGUGUCGGGGCGCAGCUGGCCGCAGGGUGACCCGGGGCCGGGACAGAGGCCAUGGCCGUGGCCCAGCUGAGAGCGGAGAGCGACUUUGAGCAGCUUCCGGACGACGUGCCCACAUCCGCCAACAUCGCCGACAUCGAGGAGAAGAGAGGCUUCAGCAGCCACUUCGUCUUCGUCAUUGAGGUGAAGACGAAAGGCGGCGCCAAGUACCUCAUCUACCGCCGCUACCGCCAGUUCCACGCCCUGCAGAGCAAGCUGGAGGGGCGCUUCGGGCCCGAGAACAAGACGAACCCCUUCUCCUGUCCGCUGCCCGUCCUGCCAGCCAAGGUCUACGUGGGGGUGAAGCAGGAGAUCGCCGAGGCCCGGAUCGCCCCCCUCAACGCCUACAUGAAGGAGCUCCUGAGCCUGCCCGUGUGGGUGCUCAUGGACGAGGACGUGCGUCUCUUCUUCCACCAGUCGCCCUACGACUCGGAGCAGGUGCCCCAGGCCCUGCGCCGCCUCCGCCCACACACCCGGAAAAUCAAGAGUGACCGCCCGCCAAGCGCAAGCCUGGAUCGCUUUGCCGCUCCCCGAGCAGAGGCCCUGUUUGACUUCACGGGGAACAGCAAGCUGGAGCUGAAUUUCAAAGCUGGCGAAGUCAUCUUCCUCCUCAGCCGCAUCAAUAAAGAGUGGCUGGAGGGCACCAUUCGGGGAACCACCGGCAUCUUCCCUGCGUCCUUUGUGAAAAUCCUCAAGGACUUCCCGGAGGAGGAGGACCCCACCAACUGGCUGCGCUGCUACUACUACGAGAACAGCGUCAGCACCACCAUCAAGGACAUCGCCAUCGAGGAGGACCUCAGCAGCACGCCCCCCUACAAGGACCUGCUGGAGCUGAUGCGGCGGGAGUUCCAGCGGGACGACAUCGCCCUCAACUACCGCGACGCCGAGGGGGACCUGGUCCGCCUGCUGUCGGACGAGGACGUGGGGCUCAUGGUGCGGCGGGCGCGGGGGCUGCCCACCCAGAAGCGCCUCUUCCCCUGGAAGCUGCACGUCACCCAGGAGGACGACUACCGGGUCUACAACACAGCGCCCUGAGCCCGCGUCCUGAGCGCAAGAGCCUGACGAGAGCCGGGGAGGGGGUGGGUGGGAC